This is a messenger RNA of Penicillium oxalicum, 1656 nucleotides long. Its product is annotated as Arginine permease CAN1. Gene Ontology annotation, cellular component: membrane. Lineage: Eukaryota; Fungi; Ascomycota; Eurotiomycetes; Eurotiales; Aspergillaceae. Bases 1 to 1656 code for a protein of 551 amino acids. Gene Ontology annotation, molecular function: amino acid transmembrane transporter activity. The record is from RefSeq and is a predicted model, not a curated record. Gene Ontology annotation, biological process: amino acid transmembrane transport. The transcript is spliced from 2 exons.
AUGGCAGAUUUCACGAAUUCGUCGGUCUCCAAAGGCCCCGUGAGCGACGAGCCUAUAGCCACCAAGAUCAAUGAACAUGGUCACGAUAUGGGCAAGGAAUCACCGACUCCUGGGCAACCGAACAAGCUACCCAAAUUGAAGCGUGAAUUGAAGAGCCGGCACCUUCAAAUGAUUGCAAUUGGCGGAACUAUCGGUACUGGUUUAUUCAUCUCGAGUGGAACGGCGCUGGCGCACGCAGGUCCCGUCGGUGCUUUGAUUGCCUAUUCCUUCAUCGGCACCAUUGUUUUCUCGGUCAUGACGUCUCUGGGAGAAGUGGCCACCUAUAUUCCUAUUCCGGGCGCAUUCACAUCCUAUGCCACUCGCUUGAUCGAUCCCAGCUUGGGCUUUGCAAUGGGUUGGAUCUAUUGGUUCUCAUGGGCGAUCACCUUUGCUCUCGAACUGACCGCUACGGGACUGAUCAUUCAAUACUGGGACCCGACAAUCAACAUUGCCAUCUUCAUUGGCGUCUUUUGGGUCGUCAUGACCCUGCUCAACCUUCUCCCGGUCAAGUUCUAUGGAGAAAUGGAGUUUUGGUUUUCGUCGGUGAAAGUCAUCACAAUUAUUGGCUUCCUCAUCUUUGCCAUUUGCAUUGACGCCGGCGCUGGUCAGCAGGGCUACAUUGGCUUCCACAACUGGGUUCACCCGGGCCCAUUUGUUGAUUAUCUGGUGACUCCCGGGCCCACUGCCAAGUUUGUUGGCUUCUGGGCAGUGCUGAUUCAGGCUGGUUUCUCUUGUCAAGGCACAGAAUUGGUCGGUCUCGCGGCGGGUGAGAGUGAGAAUCCUCGGCAGACUGUGCCAAAAGCAAUUCGGGCCACCUUUAUGCGCAUUCUCCUCUUCUUUGUCUUCACCGUCUUCUUCAUCGGUCUGGUUGUGCCUUCUGAUAACCCGGACCUCCUCUCCGGUGCAUCCAACGCAUCGGCCUCCCCCUUUGUGAUUGCUGCUAAGCUGGCGGGGGUUGAUGUCUUGCCGAGCAUCAUCAACGCUGUCCUGUUGACCGUGGUGCUCUCCGCUGCCAACUCCAACAUCUACAGCGGCAGUCGUAUGCUUGUCGGGCUUGCCAACGAUGGUUUUGCUCCCAAGUUCCUGACCAAGACCUCCAAGAACGGUGUCCCCUACUAUGGAGUAUUGAUGACGGCCGCCUUUGGACUUCUCGGCUUCAUGAACCUGUCCUCUUCAGGAGGUACAGUCUUCAACUGGCUUCUGAACAUCGCCGCCGUCGCUGGCUUCAUCUUGUGGGCAUCACUCAACGCCUGUCACAUUGCCUUCAUGCGAGCAUUGAAGGCCCGCGGGAUGUCUCGAGAUCUCUUGCCCUACAAGGCCCCCUUGCAGCCCUUCCUCUCUUACUAUGGGCUGUUCUUCAACAUUCUCAUCAUGUUCACCCAGGGAUUCACCGCUUGGAUCCCCAGUUUCAGCGUGGAGAACUUUUUCGUCGCUUACAUCAGCUUGAUCCUCUUCGCGGUGCUCUACAUUGGUCACAAGCUCGUGUUUCGGGAUCCAUAUGUGUCUCCUGCCCAUGCCGACCUUGACACUGGUCGUACGGAGAUUGAAAAUGAGCACUGGGAGGUGAAGCGACCUACUACCUGGUAUGGCAAGAUUUGGUAUGUCAUCAACGGUUAG